UCAGGGAGUGGGAGCGGAAAAAAUCGCACAUUUUUUUUUUGGAAUAUAGUUAAGGACCACCCUAAUUCACAUGCAUGCGUUCUUAGUUUCUAUUUUAUGAAUUGAUGUACGUAAAUAAGUACUCGUUUCUCAUCUUCAAACUUUUCAUUUUAGGUGUAAAUGGUCAAUUUCAAUGGCGGCGAGAAGAAGCUACACUGUUGUUAGCACGGAGUGUGAUGGUGAUAUAUCAGUGGACGUCAUUGCAACUUCAUGGUUAACUGAGGAUGAAAAAGCAUAUUUUUACCCACCCAGCAAUAUUAAGAAAAACUUAAGGUGCUACAUAUUCGAGAAGUGUGCCGGGUACGAUGAGAAAACGUGGGAAAAAUUUCCAGUUAGAAAAAUAUAUCAAAGGAAUAUCAAAAAACUCAUUGAAGCGCAAGGUAUACAAAAAAAAUAUGAGUUGGAAAGUGAACAAGAAUCGUCAUCAAAUUUAAGGCAGCGGAGAGCAAAAUAUGUUAAGAAACCUGCGCAAGUGCCAGAUACCCCUUCCGAUGAAUUUGCAGAUAAUAUUAAAAACCCAACAAAACGAAAAAUGCUUCCUAAAAAGAAAGGUGCCAUAGUGAAAGUUAAUAAAAAGCAACGAAUUUUGAAUGAAUCGUCAUCAGAUUGUGGUAAUUCCUCUGUUUCUGAUUCGUCAUCUGAAGGUAUUGAAGACUUGCUUAAAUCACCGCCAAGACGGAAAGCAGAUGAUGACUAUUUUGAAGAUUCAUUUCAAUCGUUAUGCAGCUUCCUCGCCGAAACAGCUAAGAUUUCAAACAGUUUUCAAUACAUCUGCUCACAACUCACCAGUAGUUGAAUCUCCGAGAACCCAUCGAUCACCAUUGAAUCAAAAAACUCCGGAAAAACUAAACUCUUCUAACAAUUCUAUGUGGUCACCAACGUACUUGAAUACAAAAUCUCAUCAUUUGGCAUCAAACUCACCUAAAGCUUCUCGACAGAAAGGGUCCACUGUACCUCAGCCAGUAUUACCUAAAAAAUUGCUUGAUUUUGAUUCAUUGGGCCCCAGAUCUUCACCGAUUAAAAACACACCAGAAAAACGUCGUUCUCAUUCUAAUGGUGGUGUCUGGACACCAACGCGCUCAAAUGUGUCAUUCUAUCAUGUGCCAUCAAACAUGAGAAACUCGCCAAAAGCUCAAUCAAGGAGAACACCUGUAUUGCCGCUUGCUAUGAUUUCACCUGAUGAAAGAUCGAUCCAAGAAAUACCACAAUCCCAUAGAUUUUCAUUACAUGGCCAAAAGCACUCUGAAAAACAUUCUCAAAAAGCACCUCAAACCUACAGAUCUUCAUCACAUGGCCAAAAUCAUAACGGACAGCACUCCCAUUCUACUAAUAAUGUUCAUUCGUCAGCACAUACUACUACAAACGACUACUAUUCAUCAAAAAAAAUCAGUUCACCUCAUGAAUCAACUGCAGACAAAUUGAGUAAAAUACUACAUGAGAUGGAGGUACGACUGACGGUAAAAGUGCGGACAAUUGUAGACGAAGCACUGAAGAAUUUUAGCCACAACUUCUCAGUAAAUCAUACUACAAUAGAACCAGAAGAGAACGAAAAUGACGAUGUGACGAAUGUGCAGGACAUUGUUGGGCUACCUCUAGCCAACUAUGAAGUAUUUAAAACGUUUGAAAAAAAAACUCAAAAGUGAAAAAAGUUUCAAAGAAAAAUAU
Messenger RNA from Planococcus citri (citrus mealybug), 1704 nucleotides. RefSeq lists its product as uncharacterized. The record is from RefSeq and is a predicted model, not a curated record. The coding region runs from base 173 to 835 and encodes 220 amino acids. NCBI's taxonomy places the organism in Eukaryota, Metazoa, Arthropoda, Insecta, Hemiptera, Pseudococcidae. The transcript has 4 exons.